AUGACCACAACAAUUUCAAUAAAGCUCGAAACUGAUGUUGCACGACGUGAAUUUAUUGAUAAAUUUGAUGCUUUUUUACUUGAUUGUGAUGGUGUAAUAUGGGAAGAGGAAAUAGUUUUGCCUGGUGUACAUGAGACAUUAAAAUAUCUUCGAAGCAAAGGAAAACAACUUUUAUUUGUUACAAACAACAGUACAAGGUCUCGAGAUGCAUAUCUCGCUAAAUUUCAAAGACUGGGAAUCGAAGCUUAUGUGGACGAGAUCUUCGGUUCGGCAUAUGCAUCGGCUUACUACCUCAAAAACGUGCUUGACUUUCCAUCCGAUAAGAAAGUCUAUGUAAUUGGUGAAUCAGGUAUUACUGACGAACUAGCUGCUGAAGGAAUUCAGUAUAUUGGCUCUGCGGCAGACAAUGAAUCUCUGAAGAGCAUGGAUUUCAGUAAAAUCGUACCAGAUCCGGAGGUUGGUGCUGUUCUUUGUGGAUUUGAUCUUUACGUCAACUAUUUGAAGUUCGCAAAAGCUUUCACUUACCUUCACUCCAAUCCAAAUUGUCUCUUUUUAUUAACAAACAAUGACACCACAUAUCCUGCAAAUGGAUCAAUCUUUCCUGGGACAGGAUCUCUCGCCGCACCACUAGUCACAGCUUUAAACCGAAAACCUCAUUGCGUAAUAGGAAAGCCAAAUAAACCAAUGCUAGACUGCAUCGUGAAAAAGUUUCAUUUGGAUGUGAAAAGAACCUGUAUGAUUGGUGAUAGACUUGACACUGAUAUCCAGUUUGGGAUAAAUGGUGGCAUUUCUUCGUUGUUGGUGUUGACGGGCGUUUCACAAGAAAAAGAAAUUCUUGCCAAUGAUGCUUCGAUCGUUCCCGAUUAUUAUAUCAAAAGUCUCGGUGAUUUUGCGACAAUUAUCGAAUAA
This is a messenger RNA of Ambispora leptoticha, 909 nucleotides long. The record is from the annotation of a GenBank genome assembly. NCBI's taxonomy places the organism in Eukaryota, Fungi, Glomeromycota, Glomeromycetes, Archaeosporales, Ambisporaceae.